Messenger RNA from Trypanosoma conorhini, 804 nucleotides. RefSeq lists its product as uncharacterized. The record is from RefSeq and is a predicted model, not a curated record. The coding region runs from base 1 to 804 and encodes 267 amino acids. The transcript has a single exon. Lineage: Eukaryota; Euglenozoa; Kinetoplastea; Trypanosomatida; Trypanosomatidae.
AUGGCGUCUGAGACAGCUACGGCGCUCGUGGCCGGGGGAAGCAAAAAAAAACAGCGGCCGCCAGCACCACCACCGCUGCUUGUCCCACUCUGGCGCCUCAUCACGGUGGAGGCGACGAUAUACGCGGUGUGCCACGUCUUUUGCCUCGGGCUCGUGCUCUUUGCCGUCAGUGACGCGUCCCUCUCGGACCUGACACGGGGGCUGCUUCGGCAGCUUCGCGGCCCCCCGCAGGAAGUUCCCCCGCCGGAGCGAAGCCCCUUUGAGGUGCUGCGGGACUACAGGGAGGCGGCGGCUGCGGGGACGGCGGCGCCGUCGCACGAGGUCAGCUCGGACCUUCUAAUCACCAUGCUUCUGCCUUUUUCACUCCAUGCCUUUUUCCUGGCCCUCAUGCGCCGCCUGCAGGACGUUGUGGAGGAUGAAACGAAGAGGCGGGAGGGGGCGGCGGGCACGGCGCCGUCGCAGGCAGAGGCAGCAGCAGCAGGUCGUACCAGCGGCGACGCGGGCGCGGCCGCGCCGCGGCCGUGGUGGAUGGUGAACUGUGACACCGUCGUGAAGAACACCUUUAUUGGUCUCACCAGCGUCCUCUGCAUCCUCGUUCCAGUCAGUGUCUUGUCGCAGAAGGCCAGCGAGGUGCGUGGCUUGGGACCGGCCGCGUCAUUAAUGUCGAUUGCGGUGGGUCUCUGCGCGCUGGAGGGCCACGGCGGGGUGCGCAGCCUGCAGAAACUUUUUAACGGCCUUCAGGCAAUUAAUGUCGUUGUGCUCGUCGUUCUUGUCGCGGUGGCAAACCUGUGCCCGAAGGAGUAG